UACGAAUGUACGAUUUUAAAAUCAAUGACAAAAAGGAAUUAUGAUGUGGUUCCAGCUUAAAUUAUUGCUUAUAAAUCGUUUUUUUUAAAAAUGAUAUGUAAAUUAUUUAAUAAAAAUAUUCAAUCAUGUUUAAUCAACAGUAUUUUAGCCGAUUUGAAAAUCGCUUAGAGCAAUAUAAAAAUAACAGUAUUUUAGGUAGAUUCGUGCUUUUUGCUAUAUUUUUCUUUUUCUUAUUGACGUCAUGGAAAGUGAUUUUUCGACGUCUGGUAGGCAACGAAACAAAUAUUAUUUUUAUCGAUACUAGUAAAUCUUUACAUCAUGUAACAGGCAAAUAUUUUAUGAGUUUUGCAUUAGAUUCAUCAAAUAUCGCUGAUGGAUUUAAGACAUUCAAACCGAGCAAUCCAAAAUUGAUAAAUCUAGUAUCAAUGUUGGGUCCAGCAUAUUUACGUAUUGGUGGUAAUAUGGCUGAUCAAUUGAUUUAUGCUGGACAUUUAAAGGAUUCCGAAUCAAUUGAUUCUGAAUACGAUGGACUCUUUGAAAAUUAUAUCAUGAAAGAAAAUCAAUGGAUAGAAUUACAUGAAUUUAUCAAUAAAACAAAAAUGGAAUUAAUCUUUGAUUUGAAUGUCUUAAAUCGAAAUCCUGAUGGUAGUUGGAAUUCAACAAAUGCCGAAAAUUUAAUACAUUUUUCUGCUAAUCAUAAUUACUUUUCACAUUGGGAAUUAGGAAAUGAACCAAAUGCUUUUAAACAUCAAUUUAACGUCACCAUAAACGCAACACAAUUAGCCAAAGACUUUCAACAAUUACGCAAUAUUUUAAAUCGUUAUCCACAAUAUAAAAGCUCAAUGUUAUUAGGACCAGAUACUACACGACCACUCACAAAAAAUAGUUCCAGCGUACAAUACUUUAAAGAAUUUAUUGAUUCAAAUGCAACUGUCGAUGUAUUAACUUGGCAUCAGUAUUAUUUAAAUGGUCAUAAUACCACCUGCGAUAAAUUUUAUAAUAUAAAAACAUUUGAAAUGCUCGAAACUCAAAUGAAAACAAUCAAAAAUAUUGUCUCAAAUAGUGAAAUGAAAAAUGUUCCAGUUUGGUUGGGUGAAACUAGUAGUGCUUAUGGAGGAGGUGCACCUAAUCUAUCUGAUUCUUUUAUUGGUGGUUUUUUAUGGCUUGAUAAAUUGGGCUUGGCUGCUAAACAUGGCAUGGAUACUGUUAUCCGUCAAUCAAUCUUUGGCGGCUAUUAUGCCUUAAUUGAUGACAAUUAUAAUCCAAAUCCGGAUUGGUGGAUUUCAUUAAUUUAUAAGUCUUUGGUAGGAAACAGAGUAUUAAAUUACUACACGGCUACAAAUAAGAAAGUUCGAUUAUAUUGUCAUUGUACGGUAGAGGAAUCUUUAGUUGAUCAUUUACAAGGUGUUACAGUGUUUGGGAUAAAUUUAAACUCUUAUCCAACACAAGUUGAAAUUCAAAUACUAAAUAAUGUACAUUAUAGCCGACAUACCAAAGUUUUUGAGUAUGGUCUAACAGGAUUUGGAAAGCUCACAUCAAGAGAAAUUGCACUGAAUAAUGUUCCUUUAAAAUUAACACCAGAUGGAAAAGUGCCUCCAUUUAAACCAAAAAUCAGAUAUUUAAAUUCAUAUCAUGUAAUGCCACCAUUUUCCAUUGUAUUUUGGGUUGUUCAUGGAAUCAGUGUUCCGUUAUGUCAAGUGUGAAUUUUUAGCUUUUUAUUUAAUAAAAUUUUUUUACUGUCUUAAA
This is a messenger RNA of Chrysoperla carnea, 1746 nucleotides long. RefSeq names its product heparanase-like. Gene Ontology annotation, cellular component: extracellular matrix; membrane. The transcript has 10 exons. Gene Ontology annotation, molecular function: hydrolase activity, acting on glycosyl bonds. The record is from RefSeq and is a predicted model, not a curated record. NCBI's taxonomy places the organism in Eukaryota, Metazoa, Arthropoda, Insecta, Neuroptera, Chrysopidae. Bases 126 to 1703 code for a protein of 525 amino acids.